Molecule: messenger RNA, 816 nt
Organism: Aspergillus thermomutatus
Lineage: Eukaryota; Fungi; Ascomycota; Eurotiomycetes; Eurotiales; Aspergillaceae
Exons: 2
Coding region: 1-816 (271 amino acids)
Source: RefSeq, a predicted model, not a curated record
AUGAACUACCAAGUCCUGAUCAGUGGUGAACAAGAUGCAAAGGUGGCCGAAAAGCGGCGAGCCGUGUACCUUCGACCUUUCCUAUUAUUCUGGCUCAAUUCUCUCUUCGCCGAAGUUAUCUUCCUGGCCGUCGGCAUCCUGAUUAUGACUGGAACUCGCGACCUCUUUUACAAAGUCAUGUGGACUGUUACGAUCAGAAGAGAGGGAUUGGAAACGUCUGGGUGGCUCUGGAUAGUCGACAGAAAGGUCGAGCUUCGAAAGCUCAAAGAGACAUACCAUCAUCUCCUCAAGGAGCUCCAGUGGCCUAGAGACUUGAAAACCUUGUCUACUCCCCUGAAGGCGCUCCUAGCAGAUCUUUUAGAUGAGCUCCAAGAACUCAAUCUCCCAAGGAUUGCGAGCACCUUACGUAUAUGCAUUAGGGCGGAAAACGCUGAAGCCACUGCAACUAGUUCUCGAUCUACUCUGGACGAGUUUACCACCGACCACUACUACAUGAGCCACUGGUUUUUCGAUCUGUUGGAAACCCUUCUCGAACGAGGACAUCUGUGGUGCGGCAGACUUGACAGUGAAGAGGAACUUACCAGUAUAUUCCAUUGUGAGGGUGCUACAACGGUGUUCACAAGCAGCGCAACUAGCUUUGACGACAUCCCUCGUCCCUGGAUGGCUCAAAAUUUCAUAUCUUGUGAGGUUAUUCCAGGAGCUCGGGCAGCGGAUGGAGUUACAGAACUGGUGCAUACAAUGGAAACAAUUCAUGGGAUUUGGUAUCCGGUGGGAAAUGCUAGCAGGAGAUUUCUAUUUCCAUGGGGCGACCAAUGA